This is a messenger RNA of Strongyloides ratti, 3600 nucleotides long. Its product is annotated as Ribonuclease Zc3h12a-like domain-containing protein. NCBI's taxonomy places the organism in Eukaryota, Metazoa, Nematoda, Chromadorea, Rhabditida, Strongyloididae. The transcript has 3 exons. The record is from RefSeq and is a predicted model, not a curated record. Gene Ontology annotation, molecular function: RNA endonuclease activity; mRNA binding. The coding region runs from base 1 to 3600 and encodes 1199 amino acids. Gene Ontology annotation, cellular component: cytoplasmic ribonucleoprotein granule; nucleus.
AUGUGUAUGAUUUCAAGAAAGUUAAGUCAAAGUAAUAUAAAUGAAAAUAAAUGUAGAUUUUCUACAUUAAAAAAAGGUUUUAAUCUAUCAGUUAAAGUUAAUAAUAAUUUAAAAAAAGAUUAUUUUCCAAAUUUGAAAAUUAUUGUUAAUAAAAAAUCAAAUUGCUUUCAAGAUAAUAAUGACAUGUCUUUUACUAAUAUUUUUACCAACUCCAAAACUGAUAGUAUUUUAAUAAAUUCAAAAAUAAAGGAUACAUCACAUAAAAAUAUAAUUAAGAAUAAUAUAUUGCUAAAAUCUUCUCGUAUAUUUGGUAUCUAUAAAUCAAAGAAAAUUUUUUAUUUAAGAAAUAAGUUUAUUGCUUCAAUUCCAAGGAAAUUUUAUAUAUUUAUACUUAGAAUACUUAAAGGUAAUAUUUCUAAUAGUAUGAAGAAAAAAAAAUCUAGAAAAUAUAAACAAGAAAAUUAUAAAGAAAUUGUAACUAUGGAAAAAAAAAAUUUAAAUACCAAACAUGAUAUUAAAAAUAGUCAUGUUAAUGACGUGUCAUUUUUUGAAGAAGAUAAUCUUACAAAUAGCAGUACAGAAUCUUAUGCUGAUGUUGAUUUUAUUGAAUCUACCUCAACUAAAAAUAAUAAGAAUAAUAAUUUUGAGGAUAAUAGUAUUACUAAUAAUGAAAAUUCAUUAGAUGAUAAAUGGAUAAACUCAAACUAUAUGUUAAAUCUUACAUCAUUAAGCUACUGGAUUUCUACAAAAUAUAAUGAAGCAAACAAAAGUCAACCCUAUAUAUUGAAUCUUCAAGGACAUAUAGAAAGAGAUAGAAAUGAUAUUAAGGAAAUGUUAGAGGCAUCUUCUGAUGAAAGUACUACUGAUUUAUCAACAAUUUCUUCUAUUGAUAGUUGUCGACUUUUAAAUCAAAAAUCUACUAAAAUAUUCAAGGUUGAACAUAAUAAAUUGAAUAAACCACAGCAUUUAAAAAAUACUCGAAUAGAUAAUUGUAUGGAAAAAGUAUCAAACCAAAAGAAUAUUGAUAUUGAUUUUUUUGAUAAAAUAAAUAAUAAAUGGAAUUUUAAUGAUGAGAGUACACUUCUUGCUUCUGCAUGUUAUAAAUUUAAAAAUUUAGAACUUCCAACAUCACGAUUAGAGUAUAUAAAAACUAUAUCAGAAAUUUUAGCAAGAAGAACAGAAAAUAAUAAAAUAAAAAUAAAUGAAUAUGCUUUUAAGAUAUUGGUAAAACAGUUAAAUAAUCUAAUUUUAACUGAUUAUAGAAUUAAAAAUAAGUUAUUAAAAAAAGAUUUUGGAAAGCGUUUAAAAAAUAUGUGGUCUGCAAAAUGUUUCAAAAAAAUUUUUUUUAGUAAUUAUGAAACGUUACUUGUUCUACCAUCUAAAUAUAUUAGAAAUAUACUAAAAUCUAUGACAAAAUCAGAAAGAAAAGCUUUGAAAUACUAUAAAAAUGUUAUGAAAAAGAAAUUUAAAAAUGUUAAUAGAUAUUUAAAAUUAUCUAUAAAUCUUUAUAAUACUUAUAUUACAAUUCAUAAAGAAAAACCAAUUGAAGAAAUGAUUUGUGAUGGUUUUUAUAAAUGUCUUGGUAUUAAACGCCAACAUAAUAUAGCUGGUUUUUAUGAAUUAAGAAAAGAUCAAUUUUCUAAAAUAAUUGUUUCAAUUGUUUCUCAUCAAUUUUUAAGUUUUCUGCCACUACGACGUUGUGAUUUUCAAAAAUUUAUCAAAAGUAAAAAAAUUGACAAUAUGAUAAUAAAAAUUAAUGAUGAUCUUACAAAAUUUUUUUCAAAAUUUAUUAAUUGUGAUUCUAUACCAGAAAUUAUUGCUACAUUUAAUAUUCGCUUAAUUUCUUGUUUAAAUAAUUUUUUAUUAUCAAAUCAAAUAUUAAAUGAAGAUACCAUAAUACGAGAAAUUUUAAGACGUUCCAAUAUUAUUUUAAAAGUUAAUAGAUUACCUUUUACACCAAAAAAAAAUUUUUCACCAUCAAGUAUUAAAAAAAGAAAGGCAUUACUUUUAAAGAAAGGAUAUUAUGCUUACAAAAAAUAUAAAGAAUUAAAACAAACAUUAAAAAGACCAGUUCAAAUAUUUUGUAAUGUAUUACCAGAUAAUGAAGAAUAUGGAAAAGAUAGUUGGUUAGAUAGUGAAAAACAUGGAAAAAAUAUAAGUAAUAUUAAUAGUCAAAAAAGUUUUGAAUUAAAAGAUCAAAAAAUUUUUGAAAAAAUUGAUAGUUCAUUUUCAACAUUAUCUUACAGUUCAAGGAGUACAAUGAUCUCAUCUGAUACCAAUUCACAAGGAAUUCGUUACUUAAAUGAUGGUGAAUUUAUUAUUAAUCCUGAAAGAUCUAUCUACUCUGUAUGUUAUAAACGUGAUGAAUGUAAAAAAAAUUGUAAUAGUAAUCAUUAUGAUAAAUUAGAAGGCCAAUUAUAUUCUGUAGCAAUUGAUGAAUGUGAUAAAUCUGUUAUUGAAAGAAAUAGUUAUACAUUAUUUAGGCCAGUUUAUAUUAAUGGUGUUGAAGCUGGAUAUUCAAUGCAAUCAAAAAAAGGUGAUGUUCUUUGUGUUAGAGGAAUAACAAUAACAUUAAAUUAUUUUAUAUCACGUGGUCAUCAAGUACAAGCUUUUCUUCCAUCAAUUUAUAAACAUCACCCAGAUAGAUGUGAUAAUUAUGAUGAAUUAUUAAGUUUAUAUGAAAUGAAUUUAAUAGAAUUUACCCAAGAAUAUGGGGCUGAUAAGUAUGUUGAAGUUAAUUGUCAAAUAUUACAACGUGCUAUUGAAUUUGGUGGAUGUAUUGUUGCUAGAUCACAAAUGCAUGUUAUCGUUGAUGAAAGAUCAAUUUUUUCAAAAGUUGUUGAAGAAAGGCUAUUAAUGCCAACAUUUUGUGAUGAAGAUAUAUUUUUUCCUCUUGAUGGACCACUUGGAAGAUUAGGUAAUAGUUUUAAUGAUACACUUUUAUGUCGAAAAUAUGAAGAAGAUUGGGAUCGUGUUCGUUUACAGCAACUACCAUUUCGUGAUCAAAAAAUUUGGUUAUUUGCUUUAGCAUAUCUACUAGAAAGCGAUAAAUGGUUUCGCCAAGCUGAAUUUUUAGAAGGUUAUUAUGCUAAACCUCUUACAUUACCACCUGCUAAUGUUAGUAGUUAUCUUUUAAAUAGCGCAAAGUAUUAUCAACCUCAUCCACCAGAAACAUGUACAAAAUCUAAUAGAGGAUAUCGUUUAGUAAAAUUACAAAAAAAAUCUUCAAAUGACUAUCGUCUUGUUCGAAAUCGAAUUGUAGCAACAGAUAUUUGUUUAGAAGAACAUCAUAAACUUAUACAAAACGAAGUUAUUGAAUUUAUGAAUGAUCCCUUUAUUAAGAAAUUAUUUAAACAGAAGAUACUUGACAAGAUACCUUUACAUAUUUUUUCUGAACUAAAAGGAUUUCGCCUAUUUAAAAAAACAAAAGAAAAAAAGUUACCUUCACAGGAAGAACAACGUUUAAGAUCAUCUUAUGUAUUUCAUGAUGGUGAAAAAAAAUCAAAAACUGGUGAUAGUAUUAUGGGCUCAAUAGAUAUGGUAGAAUACAAUUGGAAUUAUUUACAUGAGUAUAAACAUCUUUUGAACUUAAAUAAUUAA